Molecule: messenger RNA, 2307 nt
Organism: Chenopodium quinoa (quinoa)
Lineage: Eukaryota; Viridiplantae; Streptophyta; Magnoliopsida; Caryophyllales; Amaranthaceae
Product: dol-P-Man:Man(6)GlcNAc(2)-PP-Dol alpha-1,2-mannosyltransferase-like
Exons: 11
Coding region: 95-1810 (571 amino acids)
Biological process (GO): protein N-linked glycosylation
Cellular component (GO): endoplasmic reticulum membrane
Molecular function (GO): alpha-1,2-mannosyltransferase activity
Source: RefSeq, a predicted model, not a curated record
UACUUUCAAUCGGAGAAGUAAACCAGAAGCAAAAAUCUCAGGCAACAACAACACUACUCCCUCACAACCACACUAACAAACCAACCCCACAAAAAUGGCGACGACAACACGGCAGCGGCGCACUCAGCCGUCAGAUCAACCAGCAGCACCAUCAUCAACAUACUCCAAGCUCAACAAGCCAUCCAAACACGGCGGCGAAGGCGGCGGAGACGACGGUGGUUUAGGGUGGGGAUUACCAUUGUUUGCCCUUGGAAUGCUGCGAUAUUUGAGCGCAACUUCCAACAUUAUUCAUGAUUGCGAUGAAGUCUUCAAUUACUGGGAACCUUUGCAUUUUCUUCUUUAUAAGUCUGGCUUUCAGACUUGGGAGUACAGUGCUGAAUAUGCUCUGAGAUCAUAUCUGUACAUCGUAUUCCAUGCUAUUGCAGGCGGACCAAUUUCCUUUUUAUUUGAAGACAAGGUCAGAGUAUUUUAUGCUGUGAGGCUCUUUCUAGGGCUUAUCUCUGUCGUUACAGAUGCAUUUCUUGUUGUAGCUCUCUCGAGAAAGUACGGGAAACGUCUUGCCUCUUACACCCUUGCGAUGCUUUGCUUAACAAGUGGAUGCUUCUUUGCUAGCACAAGUUUCUUGCCAAGCUCAUUCUCGAUGUAUGCUAUGUCCCUUGCAUCUGCAUUGGCUCUUUUGGAAAAACCAGCAAUGGCAGUUUCUGUUGCAGCUAGUGGGGUUAUUAUUGGGUGGCCCUUCUCAGUGUUAGCUUUUCUGCCUGUUACAUUGUUCUCUUUGCGUAAGAGCUUGAAACAAGCAUUUAUUUCAGGAACAAUCAUUUCUGUUGCUCUGCUGGUUCUCUCAGCUGUUGUUGAUCACUACUAUUACAAAAAAUGGACAUCAUCUGUGCUGAAUCUGCUGCUGUAUAAUGUGUUGGGAGGUGGUGAAAGCCACUUAUAUGGAACUGAAGGACCAUUGUUUUAUCUAAGGAAUGGAUUCAAUAAUUUUAAUUUUUGCUUUGUCAUUGCUUUGCUGUUUCCUGUGACGUUGCUUGUGCGUGCUGUGCGGAAGAAGUAUGUUCCAGAGUUGUUAGUUAUCAUCUCACCUGUUUAUAUUUGGCUUGGAUUUAUGUCCCUGCAGCCACACAAGGAAGAAAGGUUUCUUUAUCCGAUAUAUCCACUAAUAUGUGUGGCUGCAUCAGCUUUUAUUGAAAUUAUGCCUGAUUUUUUCCGUGAUAAGUACAACCCUAAUGAUAGUUCUGCGCUUGUUAUGAUUGCAAAAUUUGUCAGGCCACUGAUCCUCGGCUUUAUACUGUGUGUCUCCCAUUCACGUACUUUCUCUUUGAUCCAUGGGUACUCAGCUCCUAUUGAGAUCUAUAAGCAUUUGCAGUACCAUGAGGAUGCUGGAUAUGGUUCUACCCUCUGUGUUGGAAGUGAAUGGCACAGAUUCCCUUCUUCGUUUUUUAUUCCUGACUAUGUGGCUCAAGUGCGCUGGAUUGAUGAUGGAUUCCGGGGUCUUCUUCCUUUCCCAUUUAAUUCAACAUUUGGUGGAACUUCAGCAGCACCUUCUUAUUUUAAUAACAAGAACAAAGCAUCUGACAAACAAUAUCUCCAGGAUCUUGAAAUCUGUACCUUGCUUGUUGAACUUCACUUGAAACGCCCCUUUGCAUAUCGUGGUAGUGACUUGUCAACAUGGGAGGUUGUUGCGGCAUUGCCUUACUUGGAUAGAGAGCUCUCGCCAUCCUUGCAUCGUUCAUUCUUCAUCCCAUACUUUUGGCAGGAAAGAAAUGUUUUCGGCUUGUAUAAACUUCUUAGAAGAAUCCCAAAAUGAGCUCCACCGCAGGAAAUGUCUGAUCUGUUCUAACUUCUAACCCAAAGCACAGAUAUGAUGAGUCGAGGAGAAACUUACAUGUUAUGGAAGACGAAGUGACAUGCUUAUAGCUGUGGAGCAGAGAACUCUUCUUGGGAAGGACAAGGAGUUUAGAUUUCGCCAAUGGAAUAAGUUCGGUAGUCUUGGUAAUGCAGUUUGAGCUGAGGAAACAAGCUUCCAUCUUUCUCUCUUUUUGCUUGCAAAUGGAUAAUUUUGCUUAGAUGUGUAUGUUUUUGGCUCUUACUUAGAUUAGAUGGAAGAAUAUGAAGUGGUACUACUAUGUACAAAAACUCCCAAAUUUUAUUGGAAAAACAGGCAAUAUCCACCACACAUAUAGUUAGUUAGUGUGUUAAGUUGGAUAGGGUGGCUUUUGCACUUUUUGUACUCUGCUGGCCCAGUGGAUAUGGUGUGAUGUGGCGAAAAACUAUAGGUUAAAAAUGUUCAUGUUCAUCUACCAA